UGCGCACGCGCAGAAGGGCGCGACGGUGGAGCAUCGGGGCGGUUUAGCUCCUGCUGCCCAGUCCCGGCCUGCACCUCUAAGCUCAGCAUCCCUCUUCGGAACUCCUGGGACUUGCUUUAUGCCGUCCGAUUGCUCUAGCCUUCUUGGAGCUGUGGGUUGCAGUCUGGAUAUCCUUUGCUUUGUAUCUAGUAUCCACUUAUGAGAAGGCUGUCUUGACUCCUGUGUCUGGGGCUGUAAUCACAGCAGGCGGUGAGGCUCUUGGGCCUGUGUCUGUCCUCUGGGGUUGUAGGCGCACUCCAACAGUGACGCUGAGAGAUUCUGAGCACUCCAGGAACUGCAGAAGGACCUAUGGAUCAUGGCAGGAAGGGUGAAGUGGGUCACUGACAUUGAGAAGUCGGUGCUGAUCAACAACUUUGAGAAGAGAGGGUGGAUCCAAGUGACAGAGAAUGAAGAUUGGAAUUUCUACUGGAUGAGUGUGCAAACCAUUCGCAAUGUGUUCAGUGUGGAAACUGGGUACCGGCUCUCAGAUGACCAGAUCGUCAACCACUUCCCCAACCACUAUGAACUGACCCGCAAGGACCUGAUGGUGAAGAACAUUAAGAGAUACAGGAAGGAACUGGAGAAGGAAGGAAGUCCUCUGGCAGAGAAAGACGAGAAUGGGAAAUACCUCUAUCUGGACUUUGUCCCCGUCACCUACAUGCUCCCCGCUGACUACAAUCUGUUUGUGGAGGAGUUCCGGAAGAGCCCAUCCAGCACCUGGAUCAUGAAGCCUUGCGGCAAAGCCCAGGGGAAGGGCAUCUUCCUUAUCAACAAGCUCUCACAGAUCAAAAAGUGGUCCCGGGACAGCAAGACGUCCUCGUUUGUGUCUCAGUCCACAAAAGAAGCUUACGUGAUCUCCCUCUAUAUCAAUAAUCCAUUACUCAUCGGUGGGAGGAAGUUUGACCUGCGGCUGUAUGUCCUGGUAUCCACGUACCGCCCACUGCGCUGCUACAUGUACAAGCUUGGCUUCUGCCGUUUCUGCACGGUGAAGUACACCCCAAGCACCAGUGAGCUGGACAACAUGUUCGUCCACCUUACCAAUGUAGCCAUCCAGAAGCACGGGGAGGACUACAACCAUAUCCACGGUGGCAAGUGGACUGUCAACAACCUGCGACUCUACCUGGAGAGCACCCGAGGCAGAGAGGUGACCAGCAAACUGUUUGACGAAAUCCACUGGAUCAUCGUGCAGUCUCUCAAGGCCGUGGCGCCAGUGAUGAACAAUGACAAGCACUGCUUUGAAUGCUACGGCUACGACAUCAUCAUCGACGACAAGCUGAAGCCCUGGCUGAUCGAGGUUAACGCAUCCCCGUCUCUUACCUCCAGCACCGCCAACGAUCGAAUCCUUAAGUACAACCUGAUCAACGACACCCUCAACAUCGCGGUCCCCAACGGCGAGAUCCCCGACUGCAAAUGGAACAAGUCUCCUCCCAAGGAAGUUCUCGGCAACUAUGAAAUCCUGUACGACGAGGAGCUGGCCCAGGGUGACGGGGCUGAGAGAGAGCUCAGAAGCCGCCCCGGCCAGCCGGUGGGGCCCAGAGCAGGCCGCUCGAGAGAGUCGGGGAGAAAUGUCCUCACGACCUGGAAGUGACCAGCAUUGGGAAGAAAGACCCCCAGCCUUCCCGCAAUUGCUCCACCCAGACUCUGCUCAACAUAUAUUUUGGAAUUCCCUUUUUCUAGAGUGCUUUCCUGAGCCCUUGUAAAUAAAGACACUCUGCAAGGUGGAGGACUCCAUGUCAUCAGGGCUCAUAUACGCUCUUGAAAAUGACAGCGUCAGUGUGUGAUGUAACAUCCUUUUUUUUAAAGAUUUAUUUUAUUAUUUUUAUUUUUUGAGAUAGGUAUCCUUGGCUGGCCUGGAACUUGUUAUGUAGACCAGGCUGGCUUGGAACACUCAGAGGUCCACCUGCCUCUGUCUCCCAAGUGCUGGGAUUAAAGGUGUACACCAUCACAUCUGACUUUGUGUGUGUGUGUGUGUGUGUCAUCCAAGGUAAACACAAGAGGGCACCAGAUUCCCCAGAGCUAGAGUUACAGGCUGUCCAAAGUGGGUUCUGGGAAUGAAACAGUGGUUCUCUGCAAGAGCAACAAGUGCUUAUAAAUUUCAGUCAUCUCUCUAGCCCCCUGAUGCAGCUUCUUAAAAGGCUCACAUUCACCGGGCGUCAGUGGCACACGGGAGGCAGAGCCAGGCGGAUCUCUAUGAGUUCGAGGCCAGCCUGGUCUACAGAGCGAGAUCCAGGACAGGCACCAAAACUACACAGAGAAAACUUGUCUCAAAAAACAAAACAACAAAAAAGGUUCACAUUCAUUAAACUUUUCACUUUGAAAAAGGUUAAACAGACACGUUUCAAAAAGGUUAAACAUGACGUGUUUCCUGGAGCGCUGCUGCCGUGAGAAAGUUUAAUCCGACAGCCAUCCCGCUUCAUUCCCUCACUUCAGUGUGGAGCAGACAGGCAUUUCCCUCUGCAAGGCCCCUUCUGCUGUCCUCCUGGGGGGCCAGUUUCUGUCGCUUCGCUUUGGAGACAAGGCACAGUGGAGCAGGUGAGCCCGGACAGAUCCUCAGGGGAGGUUGCUGCGGCUCAGGCAUCCGGCUUUGACGGCACCGCCAGCAGCAGUUUACGGGGAGCUUCCCUGGACACCAGGGCCUCGGAGUAGUGUGGGGAGAGACGAGCUGUCACACACGUAAGCCCUGCUUGCAAGUGGGUUUGUGUUUGUUUUGUUUUUUCGAGACAGGCUUUCUCUGUGUAGCCCUGGCUGUCCUGGAACUUGCUUUGUAGCCCAGGCUGGCCUUGAACUCAGCGAUCCACCUGCCUCUGCCUCCCAAGUGCUGGGAUUAAAGGUGUGGGUACCACCGCCGCCGAGCACAACAGCCUUUUUCUGAUAGUCACAUCUAACACCUGUGCCCUGGUAUGUGAGUCACUACCUGAAAUUUAUGAUAAAAGACCCUUGUGCUCAGCUGUGUUGGACAAUAGAUAUCACAUCAUGGGGGCCCAUGUCUCCCUACACAUGUAUACAUGUUAUUAAUGUGUCUUUGCUAAUAAAGGAAAGGUCUUCUUCAA
Messenger RNA from Peromyscus californicus insignis, 3089 nucleotides. RefSeq names its product TTL family tubulin polyglutamylase complex subunit L1 (gene Ttll1). Gene Ontology annotation, biological process: protein polyglutamylation; microtubule cytoskeleton organization. Gene Ontology annotation, cellular component: cilium. Gene Ontology annotation, molecular function: tubulin binding; tubulin-glutamic acid ligase activity. The record is from RefSeq and is a predicted model, not a curated record. Lineage: Eukaryota; Metazoa; Chordata; Mammalia; Rodentia; Cricetidae. The transcript is spliced from 13 exons. The coding region runs from base 356 to 1627 and encodes 423 amino acids.